Messenger RNA from Penicillium roqueforti, 6891 nucleotides. RefSeq lists its product as uncharacterized. The transcript has a single exon. The record is from RefSeq and is a predicted model, not a curated record. Bases 1 to 6891 code for a protein of 2296 amino acids. Gene Ontology annotation, biological process: replication fork processing; double-strand break repair via homologous recombination. NCBI's taxonomy places the organism in Eukaryota, Fungi, Ascomycota, Eurotiomycetes, Eurotiales, Aspergillaceae. Gene Ontology annotation, cellular component: Cul8-RING ubiquitin ligase complex; nucleus.
AUGCAAAUGGAAUCAUGGCGACAACGAGGAUAUGUCCCUGACUCGGACGAGGAAGACGGCUUCGAUUCUUUAGAUGCGAAGAAUGGCAAUGCCGAAAAUAGUCCCGUGGUCGAGAAUAUCGAAUAUAUCGACAACCCUUCAUCGUCACCGAAGGAAGGGGCGACGAGUGUAACGAAGAAACAACGCGAGUACGUUCGGGCUGAGAAUGGCUCUAUCACACUCUCAGAUACAGAGGAGGUAGUUCGUCGACACACGAAUCGAACAAGUCCCCACCUCACAAAUGUUGCGCAUGACGAAACGACACCAAACCCAAGAAGAGGGCGCAAGACUUACGGACUUCGAUCAUCGGCUACGAAAUCAACGAAACACCGCAACAGCGAGCUGCACAUUACCAAUGCAUUCGUGAAUAAUACCACCAGCAUAUACGAUUUUCCAACGUCAUCACAGGAACAUGACAGGCCUCAAUCGAAGCCCUCGAGCCGCGAGUCCACCCCGAAGGCCUUGAAGCCUGUACGGUCGUCCCAAUCACAAGAUGCAACAUCAAGCACUCGGAGCUCCUCGCCUGACGAGCUGGCGUUGACCCCUCAGCCAACUCGGAAGAAAAACACCGCGGCCGAGUGUGUCCAACCAAUAGAGGCGCCACCACUACCACCACCACUACCACCACAGGAGGCUUCGGAAGAUGACUCCCCAUUAUCUUCUUUACCAUCAUCCUUUGGUUCUCCGUCGGCCAAUGAUUCCACAGAGAUACACGCAGAUGGUAUGAUGGAGGCAGAAGCAGAAACGCUGAUAGAUAAGGAGGCAGAUCUACCGCAAACAGUGCUCGUUGAACUAGAUGCCAACCCAGAUGAUGUCUUACCCCACCUUGAUAUCCCCGAAGAAGUAUUUCGAGGAUUGCCGCAUGCCGCGCAAAGAACAUUUCGAAAGCGCAAUGCCAUCCAAAUGCACCCGUAUCAUCUGGAACAGCUCAAAUUUGCGCAGCAACUACAGGCGCGGGGCGUCAAGCCUUUUGGCCGACCGCCACAGGAAAGAAAGCAGGUUACCGAUGAAAGUCAAGGGCAAGAUUCAUAUGAUCCCGAUGCACCUCCAUCAAGUCCUCCCUUGGAAGAGUAUCUUCCGCCAGUAAGACAUGAACGGCAUCGUGGCCCACAAUCUGCCACGCAAAGACGGGAACACCAUGACUCAGAGCAUACUCAGCCAUCGCAAGCUCGUCUGGCAAAGCGCCAGAAGACAUCUCAUUCCGGGACUCCCAAAGAACGUCAUAAUCUACACAAACCGUCCAAACCUCGUGGUGUUAGGGACAGAAAUACACCUACUAAAAAUCAGAACGCUGUCUCCAUCUAUGACUUGUCGUCUAGUCCACCCCACACAAGCCGUUUAUCAUCUACCUCAAGAACCCCUCGUGCCUCGGAAGGAGGGUUUCGGUUCCCUCGUGGGUGGUCGCCACCGGGAGAAAUUGCAAAGUCCAGGGCACAGGAAAUACAAGAAGCUGGCCAGGUUCAAUCAGCUGGUGCGGGUACCGAUAAUGAGGGGGAAGUACAGUCCAUCUCGUCUAACAGUCAGAGUGAUCAGGAAGAAACCAAGUCAGAUGCUGAAGAACGUGAAAUUCGACGAUUCCAACGAAUGAUCCGUGGAGCGCUCCCUGCGUCACAUGCUCGGCUGAAUCAGAAGAACGACAAAGAAAAAUCCUUGAAAUUAGACCGCCAUGCUUCUUCGCAACGACCGGAUGGAAAGGGUGUUGCGCGGAAGCUCAUUCGAAGGGGUGAUCGCUCAAAGCAACCAGCAACGCAACAGGCAAGAGGCUUGUUUGAUCUUGGAGAUUCCGAUUCGGACGACGAGGACAAUCGAAAUGAUGCUCUAGGAAAUGCCUCUGUAGCCAAUGAAUCCAGCCAGAUGUUGACUGGCACUCUUAGCCUCGAAGAUCCCUUCGCGCUGGAAGGGGGUGAUAUCUCCGAGGAUAACCGCAUCGACUACAUGUCUGCACCUGUUCUGCGCAACCCAACAGGUUCUCGGCACAAAAGGAACAGUUUAAAAAGGCCGAAAUCGAAACAAAGUUUGCCCAAUGGGGAGAGACAGCCGAAGAGACCUCGUCAAACCCGAAUGACCGAUGCCUCGUAUAGAGCACGAAGGACCAAGAAACCCUCUGCUGUCCAGCGACCACGAAUAGGAAUACUGGAUGCGCCAGAUGUUGCUACGAAGCCUCUCAAAGAGCAAUCGCGACUGCUCAGGGUAGCGACAAGACGACCACGCUCACGUAAAGAUGGAGGCAGGCAGAGCCCUACUCAGAAGUUCUUGAAAUUGGCCUCUAGGGAGGACACAGUGGAUGCAAAUGAGUCUUUGCGAGAAUGGAAAAGGGGAGCCAUUCAGCAAGCCAGGAUUAGCCCGCCGCGUUCCAGAGCUCCUGAAAACCGGCAUUGGACAACGAAUCUUUCGAUUCUCAGUGCUCGAGCUAAAUCGAAUGCUAAAAACGGCCGGAUACAAUUCCUCGAUGCAGAGGCAGACACUGGUUUUUCGAGCACAAACACAGUGGAACCUGAACGGGUACAGGCACCACCCGAAUCUAGCGCAGUGUCAGUCCCACCGAACCAACCCCCAGUGGCCGUGUCCUCGGCGCGUCGAAAACCAGAGCAGCACGGUCACACAUGGAUUAUUCCUAGGAACGUGGCUAUAACAUCUUUGAAGAGGAACACCGUUAGGCCUGCGGCAACCAGUUUGGCAGGCCCUGGUAGAAACCAGAAAAUGGUACCCGCCAUGUUCAACCAGUCAUUGUCUCUUCUUAAUCGACACUAUAAAAACCAGCGCACAUCUAAACCUUACAAGCCCAGCUUGACCUUGGAUCGAUAUGUUUCCGACAGUAGAUCAUUGAGUACUGGAGGCAAUUCCUCGCCCAUGAAUGCUUCUGUUGCUGCUGCCGCCGCUACCGUCUCGGCUGAAGCAAAAACCCAAACGCCAACCCCCAAAGCCUCUGUAUCUCGACGGCGGUUGAAGAAGCACCCCCCCAAACGAAUCAAUCUCGAUGCCGACGAAUUCCGUCAGAAUCCAGAUCCUGCUACCAUAGUCUCCGAUGACUUGGAACCUCCUAUCAUGACGCACACUGGAGAUGUACGUCCCCCAUCGUUCGGUGUCGCCGGGCUUUUCAACUGGCAACGCUUCUAUCCGGUCGACUUCGGAGUACCAUCCCUACGUGACAAUACAUUUUUCCAUGGAAGUACAUUCAUAGGAAGCGGAGAAUUUUCUCGUUCGUUGCAAAUCACAGGAAGGGACUUCGAUGGGGAUGCCGCUUCAUUCUCCAUUCAGCUCAGAGACGAGACAUUCCAAUGGAGUCGGUGGAACGAUACAGUAUCAUCAGAGAUCGGGCAGGUUUUUGAUGUGAUUAUCGAUAAUGUUGAGCGAAGUGCUGUCACCUCCCCAGAGACAGGUAUUACGGCUGCUCUCGGUGUGGCGUCGAGGUUAUACAGAUUGUUGAUCAAAUACAUCACGGAAAAUCUGGUUUUCACCGACCCAGUUGAUCGUACAGAGUUUGUCACCAGAGCGAUGGGGCUAGUCUCCCAGGUGAGAGACCCGUUGGCUGCCUUUCUGACUAGCGAUGAAUACAACAAGAGCGGGCUCGUCAAGAUUGCAUGUUUCAACAUGGUUUUCUCCAACCAGAUCUACCAAGUUGCUUCUCACCGGCUCGUUAGCCCUGCCAUUGCAACCGAAGCUUUGGAUAUUGUCAAAAUAUCCGCUAAGGAUGUUGCAGGCUUGAUCGCAUCGAAAGUCGGUUCUUCUGAGUUUAAAACAUUGCUUAAGCAAAUCAACCAGCCUGAACACCGCGAGUCGGGAAUUCGCGAUGAGUAUCCUUCGGCGGAGGCUUAUGUCAUCACCAAACAUCUUCUACGCAGUUCAGAGAACUACAAGGGCUGCUUUGAAGAUAACCAGCUCGAGACUUUCAACAACAAAAUCAUUCGCAAUGAAAGGGAUGUGGGUAGCCUGGAGGCUGGAUGGCAUGGCAUGUUUACGGUCUUGCCGCUCAACGAAAUAGAUCCGCUUGGGAUUGCACGUCCUGGUUACCAGUUGACAGCUGCCAAUGACAAUUGGAUAUUAGCCAAACGCCUUCUCGCCCCAGCCCUCGACCAUUUCGAGUCUGACUCCAAGGCACAACCCAUUUCAUACAACAUCUACUGUCGAACCUUGUUCCUCAGAUGUCAUCGGCUUAUUAAUUCUUGGGGUUGGAGAGAAUGCAAACCUAUCCUGGAUACAUUAUUCGACUUCUUCGCUAAGAAUACCCUCCACAACCUGAAACUCGAAGAAGCUCGGGGCUCACCUUCAUUCCUUGACGAACUUGAUAACAAUCCUUCUCUGGAUGCCCGAGUGGGAGAACCGUGUUUCCACACAUUUCUCAAGAUCGUAGCAAGUGGUCUCCGCUUCUUGGCGAAGAGAUAUGACAAGAAAAAGAUUCGAAACUUUGCCUGGCGUCUUUUACCCAACCAUGGCCGUGUCUACCCGAAAGAACAGCCAUUGCAGCACGAAGACCUUGAGGCACUAAGAAAUCAUCACGAUCUUCUCAGCACCCUGUACUGGGCUGUUCCUGAUGGGUGUCGCCCUCGACUGGAGACGAUACGCAAUCUGGUCCAUCCUGCCACUUCACAUCGUGAAGCGUGCAGCAUCAAUUUGCGGUCAUGGUCUAGGCUUGUUCGAUUCAAGCUUUCUACCGAUGAGGAGGUUUCGGGGCUCGAUCCGUUUGGAGACUGGUAUGGUUAUUUCGUUACGGAAUUGCAGCAACAGCAUUCAUAUGCUCGCAAAGAGAUUGAGGCUCAAAAUACCGGCGACAAUCGGGUUUCUCAGCAGGUUGUUGAACGCACAAUCUCCCAGAACCAGCGGCAGGUGGAGACUUUGUUGAGCAAUGCGCUUACCGGGCUGCGGAUUGCUGUACAGCUAGCUCCGAAAAUGGAGCAUGCACGCAGGCUUGUUUUGAGAACCCCUUUCGAGUCUCUUCUUGCACUUUUCAACCCGAAGCUCCCGCGCGUGAAUGUCGUUGUAUCUGAGGCUCUGCAGGUCCUAGUGGCGUACACCCAAAAAGAUUUUCUAGUUACAUCCACAUCGAGUGCUCCUGCGGCAAUGAAUACUGAUGAGGACAGCCAGGAGUUCGGUGACUGGGAUGCCAUUCAAGCUGUCUGGGACCAGCAAAGUUCCCCUGGUGAAGGUAUUGAACAUGUGGAGAAGGCUUUUCAUCCGAUUGUCUCUCGUCUUGUUUCCAACUGCUUUGGCGAGGACCACUGUCCCGAGGAUAUAAUCCUUCUCAACGUAGUAGAAUGCUGGACGUCAAUCGCUCAGGUUCUCAUUCGCCAUGGCCUCCGAAACUGGGACAAUUAUCUGAGCGAGUUCGGUGAUGAUUCAUGGACGCGGCUUCGACAGACAGUUCAGACAAGGAAGUUUGCACCGCUGUUUCUUGCGACAUGUAUCGAAAAGGACGCGCAUAUUGUUUCUGAUUGCCGAAUCCAAGUUAUGAGUAUGUGGAUGUCGUCGCUGGUCGAGCGUUCCUCGAUGUUGAAGUUCCAACAUCGUCUGACGGAGGCGCUAUUGAAUGGAAGUCCCACAGAUCCCUUGCUUGCCAAUCUUCCGUUCUCCAAGGAUAGGAAGAUUGGCCGGUAUACAAUCACAUUGGAGGAAAUUGGUUCUCGGCGCCUAUCUCUCCUCUCAAGCCUAUCGUCUAAUAUGCGUGAGCAGCUCUAUGGUAUGGAACUUUCUGGCAAUCGGAAUUUCUCCGUGACAAAACAGGAGUACUCCGAGAUGCUUCAGCGGGUGAUGACUUCCAUGAAAAGCAACUAUCAAGAGCUAGGGAAUGGAACAGCGCAGACAGCUCAAGGAGAAUACGUCGAAUUCGUUCAACGCGUGAUCGGUUUCCUUCAGCAACAUACCAGCGAUAUCAAACCCAUCGACCCCUUCUUUACGGACCCUGCUUCGUUCCCUUUGCCGUCUACCGACCCUCGCUACAUCGUUGCGAAGCUCAAACGCUACGAGUCGAAGUUAUCUUCCAGCAAAGAGAUCCAGACCUUGACCGGGUUUGUCCAGAGCAUUUCCGAGCGCGCUGCCAUUGACGGCCAACAGAGCUACCUAGUUGAGCAGUUGCACACCUCGAUGAAACACACAUACGAGGCUGGGGACUACGACAAACCUACUCUCCGCGCCGUCCUCUUGCAAUGCGUGUUUCCAGCGUAUCUCGAAGCAACGCUUCCCAACCGCGCUGCCUGGAUUCUCAGCCGUCCCAUCAUUCAAACCAUCACACUGGAGUUCAAAACCCUGCUGUGUAACAUAGACACUCUGGAUCCAGCCUGUGUGUCUUCUGUGAUAGAUAUCAUUGAUGUUGUGUGCCGAGCCUCCUGUCAAGCACUGGGUGUGGUCGCCUUCCGUCGCCAUCGUCUGCAAAGUCCUACAACCUUAGUCAUGCUUGCCGCCUUCCUAGACAUGAUCUCCUCAGCGCUACCAGUGGUAGAUUACAUCGAUCGAGUCACUGGUGCAGGGGAGGGUAUUCUGACACACAUCGAGUGGAUCCGCGAUUUCGCCAAAGCCGUGGGUAGAUGUCUACAGAGCACAGAUCCAGACAUAGACUUGUCGUCGAGCAGUGCCCGUGUCAUAUUCCCUUCUACGCCGCCGUCAUGCGACAGCAGGAAAACGGAAUUCUUUAGUACGGCGAACAACCUCGCUUCGAAUGAUCUCCAGCUCUAUCUCAGAAAAUGGUCUUGUCAUCAGGAUAAGUACUACUUUACUCGUCCCGGUCAUGAGUUACAGGAGAUCAAGGUCGAGCCUGAGAUUGCUGUUCUAGUGGCUAGUCAGAGUGAAGCGCAGAAGGUUUUCGAAGAUGCGGCGAGAGGUUUCGUUGAUCGUGCGACGGUUCUGGAGUUAUUGUCUUGA